ACAGUCUUCCUACAAGAGUUCUACUCGAAGGAAUUACCAUCACAGAUGUCAUCGAGAGAGGUCAAGUGGAGUUUCUCAAAUUCUGAGGGUAUAAAAGAGGAAGAGGAAUGCUCCAUCAGUACAGACUGGAGACAUGCUGAAGUACAUCCUGUUGAGUGCUCUUGCAAUCUUGGUUCUGACUGAGGACCUGGUGUUCCAGCCCAGAUACCUGGAAGAUGUACCUCAGACCAGAGUUGUAGGUGGUGAGGUCGCCAAGCCCCACUCCUGGCCCUGGCAGGUCUCUCUCCAGGUCCAGUCUGGACGCACCUUCUUCCACACUUGUGGAGGUUCUCUGAUCAGGAAAGGAUGGGUCGUGACAGCCGCCCACUGUGUGGACAGUCCGGGGACUCGUCGUCUGGUUCUUGGAGCGCACAACCUGGACAGGAAAAACGGUUUGGAGCAGAUCAUGCCUGUCAGCAGGGUCAUCAUCCAUCCUCAAUGGAACAGAGAACAUAUCAGUGCUGGGUUUGACAUCGCCCUGAUUCCUCUGUCCACUGCUGCCACCCUGAACUCUGCUGUCCAGCUGGCUGUUCUCCCUCCCUCUGGUCAGAUCCUGCCCAACAACAACCCCUGUUACAUCACUGGAUGGGGACGCACCUCCACUAACGGUCCUCCAUCCAAAAUCCUGAAGCAGGCUAGGCUGCCCAGCGUGAACUUCCAGACCUGCUCCAGACCUGACUGGUGGGGAUCUACUGUUAAACCCACCAUGAUCUGUGCUGGGGGUGGAAGAUCCAACUCCGGUUGCUUUGGUGACUCUGGCGGCCCCCUGAACUGCCAGGUGGGGGGGAGGUACUACGUCCAUGGGGUGACCAGCUUUGUUCUCCGUGAUGGAUGCAACACCUUCCAGAAGCCCACUGUCUUCACCCGUGUGUCUGCCUACAUUGGCUGGAUAAACAACAUUGCCCGUUAAAAAGGAACGUGGUCUUUGAAACAGAGUACUCAAGACAAUGUCUAGUGUUCAAUAUUCAAUAAAGUAUCAAAUUUGCAGCAU
This is a messenger RNA of Esox lucius (northern pike), 1030 nucleotides long. Its product is annotated as elastase-1-like. The record is from RefSeq and is a predicted model, not a curated record. Bases 134 to 949 code for a protein of 271 amino acids. Gene Ontology annotation, molecular function: serine-type endopeptidase activity. Gene Ontology annotation, biological process: proteolysis. NCBI's taxonomy places the organism in Eukaryota, Metazoa, Chordata, Actinopteri, Esociformes, Esocidae. The transcript has 9 exons.